AUGGCUGGUCGAGAAAUUGUAACUCUUCAAAUAGGGCACUAUUCCAACUUUGUAGGCUCACAUUGGUGGAAUAUCCAGGAAGGCAGUUUUAAUUAUGAUAUUAAUCAUGUUAAAGAUGGAGUGUCACUUAAUCAUGAUGUACUAUUUAGAGAAGGACAGACUACAAAGGGUGCAGUUACAUUUACUCCUAGACUGGUAUGUAUAGAUUUAAAGGGGAGUUUGAAUACACUCAGUAAAGAUGGGGGCCUGUAUGGUGAUGACAAUGAAGAAGAGGUCAAAUGGUGUGAAGAUGUAACAUUACAUGAAGCAGGAACUGGAUAUAAAAAUGAAUAUUUAACAGAUCUCGAACAAGAAGAAUCUGUUCUGAUUUCAGAUAAAGAAGAAAACAAUGUUUGCAGUGGGCAGAAAUAUUAUAAUUUGGAUAAAGAUGUCACAGUUUGGUCUGAUUAUUUAAAAACGUACCUCCAUCCUAAAACUCUUCACAUUAUUAAUGACUAUAUGCUUGGAGACACUGAACGUCCAUUUAAUGUAUUUGGUAUGGGUGAAGAAAUCUUUUCCAAACCAGAAACAUUUGAAGAUGUAGAAGACAGAAUUAGAUUCUUUGUAGAAGAUUGUGACUUAUUACAGGGUUUCCAUUGUUUAGUAGAUACCUAUGAUGGUUUUGGCGGUGUUGCUAGUACCUAUUUACAGUACCUACAAGAUGAGUUCUCUAGUAAAAGUAAACUAACUUUUGGAAUGACACCCCAUAUCUUGCCUGAUUCAACUGCUGUAGAAAGAUCUAAUAGAAUUAUAAACAGUGCUAUAUGUUAUGAGAAAUUAUGUGAAAGUUCUGGUUUAUUUAUACCUAUAUCGUUAGCUACAUCAUUGUGGAGAAAACUUGGUUCAUCACAGACUUUUCCUCAUUUACAAUAUAAUGUAAAAUUAAACUACCAUACCAGUGCUAUAAUAGCUAGUACAUUAGAUACUAUGACUAUACCAUAUAGACGAGAUGAUAAUUUUAGUCAUUUGACUGAUAUUACUUCUUCAUUUAGUAUGUUGGGUAGAAAGGUUGCAGCAAUAAAUACUAGUUUACCGUUUGUACUAAAGGAAGACAACAGUAGCUUAAUAGAUAGUUUGAUGUCGUAUGGUAAUGACCCACCAUGGCAAUCUUUAGUACCACAUGUUACUAAUAGUACGGUACCAGAUCUACAGUCAUGUGUUUUACGUGGUAUCUCCUCUCACACUGUUAAAAGUAAUAAUGUUUCAUCGUUGUCACGUGGUAUAUUAGCUAGCUGUUCCAAUACACAAGAUGUUUUACAACAAUAUCUGACUGAUGUCUUUCCUAAUACCAAAAAUGCUGGUUGUGUUUUCAAUGAAGCGUUACCAGUGAAAGCACCAUUUCCAAAUAUAUUUUCACCUUCUAUAAAUAGUAAAGGAUUUUUAUCAACCAGACAAAGACUGCCAUUACAAGGAGUUGAAAGUGUACCAAUGAUGACAUCACUACAGAGCAGUAAAGAAAUUUAUAAUUUAAUACACUCAUUGUAUACAGAGACAACACGAUUUGAUAUUCGUAAACAUCAUAGGUUUUUACAGAGCGGGCUUGAUGAGGACAUGUACAGAGAUGUAUUGGACAAUUUACAGACAUUAUCUACUGCAUAUAUAGAUUAA
Lottia gigantea (owl limpet) is the source of this 1647-nucleotide messenger RNA. RefSeq lists its product as hypothetical. The transcript has 13 exons. Gene Ontology annotation, biological process: mitochondrion distribution. The coding region runs from base 1 to 1647 and encodes 548 amino acids. The record is from RefSeq and is a predicted model, not a curated record. NCBI's taxonomy places the organism in Eukaryota, Metazoa, Mollusca, Gastropoda, Lottiidae. Gene Ontology annotation, cellular component: cytoplasm.